UACUUCAUGUGCAACUUGUUGUACACGCAAUCCCACUCUCGCAGACUUUUGUUUGUUCUUUUUACGCUGUUUCUUGAUAAGUUCCUGUUUAAGCAAGCGCACUUUCUCCGACUUCUCUUUGUUCCUGCAUACCUCUACCGCCUCUCAACAAUCGAAGCAAGCAGCGAAUGCAACCGUUGAUAAAGGCUUGGAAUCGACUCGCCCACGUUCUUCCUUGGGUGCUCAAAAGGAGUCUAGAAAUUUGAACCUUCUUCCGAAAAUGUUCACUGUUGGGGAAGAGCAGGCGAUAUUUCUUUGUUCUUGUGAAAUCCUAGAACGAGCUUGGGACGAGACACGCUGUAUUUCAAAUAAAAAUGUCGAUACUUAUUUUCAGCGGAAUGAGUACGAAGGUGUAGUAUUUAUAACAUUCCCUUCCUUUUAUAUUGGAGAUUUCACUGCCAGUGGUAGUCCAUAUGGUCAGUGCGAUAUCCAGAAUGAGAAUGAAGUUUUCUCUGACCGUCUCAAGGGUGAUGAUGAUCAACCGGCUCUUGUUCACAAAGGAGCUCUCAAUAUGUUCUUGAACAUUCUGAAAAAUUCAGACUUGGAAACCCAGGCAGUCCACUUUAAUCACCCAUACAUACACUGGAUGCUCUAACCAAUACAUAACUGCACAACACUUCUGAGAAAAUCUGCAUAACAAUUAAUGCCAUAUCUUUUCAAAUCUCCUCCAAAGACUCUUUCAAAAUCCAUUUUCAGAACUGGUCUUCAAUGCUGAUACGAAUAGGACAUAUCUAGGCAGAGUAGUUGAUUCACAACAACCUGGGGUGGGGGUAGUCGGGGUAGACUACAAUGAGAAAUUUGCAUCCAUGGCCCAUUUAGACACCGUGAGAACAAUAUUAGUCAUUCCAGCUCAAAACAAGUGGGCAAUAUAUCAAAUGGAUGUGAAAUCAACUUUCUUGAAUGUCAUCUUAGAAGAAGAGGUCUAUUGUGGAGCAGCCACCUGGGUAUGAGAUUUUGGGCCAUGAAAACAAGGUUUACAAGCUCAAGAAAGCACUAUAUGGACUCAAACAAGCCCCAAGAGCAUGGUAUAGUAGAAUUGAGAGUUAUCUUUUACAAAAUGACUUCAAUAGGUGUAGCAGUGAGCCUACAUUGUAUAUCAACAUGAAUAAGCAAGAUGAGAUCAUAAUUGUUUGUUUAUAUGUUGAUGACUUGAUAUUCACUAGUGAUCUAUCAAUUGUCAUGUUCAAAUCAGUGAUGAAAACAGAAUUUGAGGUGACUGAUUUCGGUUAAAUGAAGUACUUUCUUGACAUUGAAGUAAGUCAAAAUGAUUAAGAUGUUUUCAUUUCACAAUCUAAGUAUGCAAAUGAUAUUUUGAAAAUGUUCAAUAUGAUGAAUUGCAAAUCAGCCUCAACAUUAAUAGUGACAGGUUUGAAGUUGAGUAAAGAUGACAAAGGCGUUGAUGUAAAUCCAACUUUGUAUAAAAAACUUGUUGGAAGUCUUAUGUACUUAACAGCCACAAGGCAUGAUAUAAUGUUUGGAGUUAGUCUCAUUUCAAGGUUCAUGGAAUCUCCAAAAGUUUCACAUUGGCAAGCUAGAAAAAGAAUUUUAAAAUAUGUUAGUGGAACAAAGAACUAUGGAAUAUUCUACUCAAGAACAAAUAAAUUCAAGCUGAUAGGAUACACCGACAGUGAUUGUGCAAGUAUAGAUGAUAAGAAGAUCACUUCCGGUUAUGUUUUUCUUUUUGGAUCAGGUGUAGUAUCAUGGGCUUCAAAGAAACAACCAAUAGUUACUCUUUCAGCAACUGAAGCAGAGUAUGCAGCAGCUACAGGGACAUCGUGUCAAGCAGUAUGGAUGAGAAGAAUGCUAAAAGAAUUGAGGUAUGGACAAGAAGAGGCAACAAAGAUAUAUUGUGACAACAACUUAGCCAUAGCACUAUCUAAGAAUCCAGUCUUUCAUAAAAGGAGCAAGCAUAUAGACACAAUGUAUCAUUUCAUCAGAUAGUUGAUCAACAAUGGAGAAAUCAUUUUGAAGCAUUAUAGGUCAAAAGAUUAAUUU
Cryptomeria japonica (Japanese cedar) is the source of this 2034-nucleotide messenger RNA. RefSeq lists its product as uncharacterized. The record is from RefSeq and is a predicted model, not a curated record. The coding region runs from base 260 to 634 and encodes 124 amino acids. Lineage: Eukaryota; Viridiplantae; Streptophyta; Pinopsida; Cupressales; Cupressaceae. The transcript is spliced from 4 exons.